GAGUUUUGCUGCUCAAAUAGCAAAAGGUCACCCUCCCAUUUCCUCUGGGUUACAAGGAGCCAUUGCUCUUGGUGCUUUCCUGGAUUAGCUGCAGUGAUUGGAACAGUGGGGGGAGGAAGCAGAGGGACAUGUUGGCUGGACAGACCCUACUUUGCCCACUCCCCUCCCCGAGGACCAGCACAGACAGCCUGCAAAGGCCAGAGUGUAAAUGGGUGGUUCCCAGUCAUCAGCAUCCGUCUUGUGGGGAAAGGUUUCCUUGUGGCAUUGGACAGCAUGGCUCAGCAGCCCUUUCCUUCUUCCCUUCCUCUGCCCCAUUUCUCCCCAUCCACUGCCCCAUUUCCCAGGCCUUUGGCAGCCAUGAUGAAGAUCCAGCGGUUCCAGCUGCUCCUGAUCCUGGCAGUGCAGGUGCUGGUCCUCGUCUGCUUCUUAAUGGAAUUCCAAGGGAGGAAGGAGCCCCAUCUGGAAGAUGAGCAGCCCUUGCAUGUCCAUGUCCUGAUUCUAUCUACCUGGCGGUCGGGCUCCUCUUUUGUGGGGCAGCUCUUCAACCAGCACCCGGAUGUCUUCUACCUGAUGGAGCCGGCCUGGCAUGUUUGGGCCACCAUGCACCAGAACAACGUCAAGGUCCUGCACAUGGCAGUGAGGGAUCUCGUCCGCUCCAUCUUCAAGUGCGACAUGUCCGUCUUUGAUGCCUACAUGCCCGAGAAGAGGAACAAGUCUACGCUCUUCCAGUGGGAGGCCAGCCGGGCCCUCUGCUCCCCGCCGGCCUGCAGCUCUUUCCAACGUGGAGACAUCGUCACCAAGAAGGCUUGCCGACCCCUUUGUGCCCGGUACCCUUUCUCCACGAUUGAGGAGGCCUGCCAGACUUACAGCCACAUCGCCCUGAAGGAGGUCCGCAUCAUGGACCUGCGUUCCCUCCUCCCGCUUCUUACUGACCCUUCCCUUGACCUCAGGGUCAUCCACUUAGUCCGUGACCCCCGGGCAGUCUUCCACUCCCGCACCCGCAACGGCACGGCCCCUGCGCUCUCCCUGGGCAGCCGGAUCGUCUCCAGGGGAAGGGGCCUCCCAAAGGAGCCUGAGCCCUUCACUGUUAUGCGGGAGGUCUGCCACAGCCAAGUUGAGAUCUUUGAAACGCAGCGCAUCCUCCCUUCCACCCUCCAAGGCCGCUACCACCUGGUCCGCUAUGAGGACAUCGCCCGGGACCCCCUGGCCAAAGCCGCUGAGCUCUAUGCUUUUGUGGGGCUGGACUUCCCCCCCACCCUCCAGGAGUGGGUCCAUAACAUCACCCACGGCCCGGGCUUGGGCAGGGCAGCCUUUGACACCACUGCCCGGGACGCCGAGGAUGUGGCCCAAGCCUGGAGGAGUGGCCUACCUUAUGCUCAGGUAGCAAUGCUGCAGGAUAUCUGCCAGGAUGCCAUGCGUCUGAUGGGUUACCAGCAAGUGGCCUCUGAGGAGGAGCAGCAGGACAUGGGGCUGAGCCUUCUAGAUGCCCCCGAUCCACAGGGCAGGGAAGCGGCAAUGACAGCCCCCAACAGCUGAGAAGGGGGCAGUCGGAGGGAGGACGGAUGGGUGCAAGGCUCUGGCUGGACCUCCACCGAGAGCCCCCUUCCAUAAGAGGCCACAAAUAGCUCUCAGGCUCCACAAGGGAGCACUUGGGAUGGACAUGCCCUGUCUAUGAUUGCCAUGGGAAUGAAGCUCCCUACUCCCCCAUCACACUCCGAGAGGGGGUCCCAAGGAGGAUCUCUCUCCCACUCUGUCCCAUAUGGAGCAGCAGGACUCCUCCUGUCUGCCGUGAUGUUUGAUUCUUUCUGCCAGUGCAAACACUCACCUAUUUACUCUGAAAGAGGAUUUGGAGUGCCUGUGAAAAAUCAACAAAGAAACCGGAGGCGCCUUAAACACCAACAAGCGUUACUGGGCAUUAAAUCUUUUCAUAAGUAGCAGCGGUUCAUAUACAAAAGAUCCAGAGCUUAAAUUCAGGUGGAAAAACUGAGAGAAAAAAACACUGAAGGGAUGACGGUAAAACAAGAGCCGAAGUGGUGAUACCACAGCAUUUGGUCUAGGAAAAGAGUCCCUAUGGUGCAAGAAAGGGCUGGAGUGCAAACCAACAGAUGCAGAAAAGGUACAAAUGAAGCAGACAAAAGCAGAAUGGCACUUAAAGCAGCCAUCCCUGGAUGAAGAUUAUGAAUGUUUGAGCAGGGAGGGUGCGGGAAUGCCCAGCCAAAAGGGGAAGAGGUGUGAAAUAUGCCAGUCAUGAAGAAGCCAAAUGGGCUCCUGCAGGAGUACAGAUGAUGCCUGGUCAUGCUCAAUGGGUCUCCUUGUUGUCUUUGGGAUGUCCUUCCUGCAAUGGAUUAAUGUCACUUCCCCUCACUCACUCACCAGCCUAAAAAUUCCCCAAACCCACCUGGAGAGCAACAGGGCACUCCACCAAUUGAAGCAGAGAAGAGGAAAUGUGAUAAUUUCAUGUACAAUGGGUAUUUCUAGACAGCUUUAUUAAAAGGGUUC
Molecule: messenger RNA, 2499 nt
Organism: Anolis sagrei ordinatus
Lineage: Eukaryota; Metazoa; Chordata; Lepidosauria; Squamata; Anolidae
Gene: CHST4
Product: carbohydrate sulfotransferase 4
Biological process (GO): N-acetylglucosamine metabolic process; keratan sulfate proteoglycan biosynthetic process; carbohydrate metabolic process
Cellular component (GO): trans-Golgi network; Golgi membrane
Molecular function (GO): N-acetylglucosamine 6-O-sulfotransferase activity
Source: RefSeq, a predicted model, not a curated record